Molecule: messenger RNA, 1149 nt
Organism: Danio aesculapii
Lineage: Eukaryota; Metazoa; Chordata; Actinopteri; Cypriniformes; Danionidae
Exons: 7
Coding region: 124-1116 (330 amino acids)
Source: RefSeq, a predicted model, not a curated record
UCAAAAAAACACUGUCUCUCAUCCUGUGCAAAACAUUUACAACAACACAUCCUAAAGGUGUUGAACAGGAAAUCUCAACAGGAAAUUCGUACAUCUUCAGUCUUGAAAGUAACGCUGACAACUAUGAAACUCAUUCUGUGGUGCUUUUUCUGCUUCAGUUUAAAUUUUGCUGCCGAAUGCCAAGAGAUUCUAUAUGGAUUGCAUGGAAAACCAAUCCAUCUGAGGAUCAGCCUCAGAAAUCAGUCCCUGCAGAAAAAGGACAUCACAUGGCGACGAUUCAACAAGCAGCAGUUACUUGCAAGCUCUAAAGGAAUUCACCCUGAUUUGCAGAAGAGGAUGACGUUUAACUCUUCAGAUUUGUCUUUGACCAUAAAUAAGCUUAAUGAAAGUGACAGUGGAUUAUACGAGGCCCUUCUGAACUGGGAAAAAGACACAGUGGCUGCAUACACAAUAAUAGUGGAAAACACCAUCUCCGAGCCUGUAAUCAAGGUGCAUGACUUUAAUUCGUCCACCGGGGAGUGUUUGGCCACAGUGAACUGCUCAGUGGACGGCAGCUGGGCCACGUAUGACUGCCAAAAGAGUCACUGUACGGAGACACAGUCCUCCCUGUCCUCCAUUAGCAUCACUGUCACUGCAGCGGACCGAGGGAUCCAGUGCCACGUCAACAACCACGUCAGCAGGAAUCAUUCAGAGGCUCCAAACAUUGCGUGCCAUGAAAAGCAGCACAGUGAAUUGCAACCUCCCCCACCGCUCAUGUUUUGGGUCGUUAUCGGGGUCUGUGUCGUGGUUUUGCUGGGCUUGAUAAUGACUUUGAUAGGAGUAAUUGUCAAGAAAAGAAACUCCUCAAAAAUUCAUCCACAGUCUCAGACGACUCACAGAAUUGUGCAGAGUCCCUCGACAUCUUCAGAAAACAACCCAGUAGCAACAAUUUAUGAUGUUCCUGUCCGACAUCCCAAGGCUCCUCGAGCAGACAGUGAGGAGGUGAUGACAGAAAACAAAGAGGAACCGCAGCCCGGACUCGACCGAACGCUUAAAGUAAGAGCGACAGUUCACCAGACUGAAGACGAUGAUCCAGGAAAGAUCAAUACGGUUUACUGCAAACUAGGAGAAAUCUGACCAGACCCCUCACCUCACUGAAGCCAUACAACU